This is a messenger RNA of Cladocopium goreaui, 4254 nucleotides long. The record is from the annotation of a GenBank genome assembly. NCBI's taxonomy places the organism in Eukaryota, Dinophyceae, Suessiales, Symbiodiniaceae.
AUGGCACUCACUUUCCAGGAGCUGCUGAAAGAAGUGAAGAGCUUGAAAGGUCGCAAGAGUCAGUUGCCAUGGCAUCUGCAGCAGGAGCUGUUUUCCCGAGGCGCUGGGAAUGCUGCCAUUGGCACAGCCAAAGAGCUGGGCAUUAUCAUGACGGCCCUGGGCAAAUCCUCGGACAAAGCCUUGGAGCUCCUGCGGCAUCAUCAGCAGAUGCUGCUGCAGCUCGAUGUCAUUGUCUACAACGUGGGAAUCACAGUCUGCCAUGGCUGGACGUGUUCCCUACAGCUGCUGCAUGACAUGUGUAAGCGCCGCAUCUCGCCGGAUGAGGUCACCUACAACAGCCUGAUGAGCGCUUGUAGCGCUGACCGCUGGGAUCUCGCCCUCCAUCUCUUCUGGCAGAGCCGUCAGCGGCUGCCGCAGGUCAGCACCUACCGCUACAACGCCGCCAUUGGCGCCGCGGAACGGGCGGGGCGCUGGGAGUUAGCCCUGCAGCUCCUCGGCACCAUGCGCAGCGCCUUCGACGUGAUCUCCUUCAGCUCCGCCAUCAACGCCGUUGCGAAAGCGGCGACGGCCAGCGUCUGGCGGAGCGCGGUGGAGAUGUGGCGCUGGAUGUUGUCCGAGGCUGUGGAACCCAACAUCAUCACGCACAGCUCUUUGAUCAGUGCACUGGCCAUGGGCCAUGAAUGGCAGAAGGCUCUGCACCAUUUGACCACCAUGCGCUCCACAGCGGUACUUCCCAACCGAAUUACCAACAACAUCGUGUUGCGAUCCUUUGGAAGCAGCAUCAAUUGGCGGUCGGCUCUGAACUUCUUCAGAGAUGCAGUGCGAGACGGCUUGAGGCCCAAGGCCGACACCUAUGCGGCCAUUCUCAGUGUCUGUGAAGCUGCCAGCUCUUGGGUCAGUUUGGAGACUCCAUCAGUGGACGACGCAGAUCUGCGACCCCUGCCUGACCUGGCACAGUUUCACUGCUUGCGGCUGACCGGAUGCAAGAGAUGUCAGCAUCGCCGGGAGGCUGCGCAGGUGCGGGUUGGAAGCUGCUCACCACGGAAGGCUGUGAUGGAUCGCGCUUCGCCCUCCCAAGUGCCGCGUCUGCCAGCUCCGGGUGAUCCUCGCGCCACGCCACGCAGCCCGCACCGCGCCAGGUUGGGCCGGAGGGCGUCUCUCCGGGAGGCGCCGGAGGAAGCGCAGCCAUGUCAGCAGAUGGCGCAGCUGCUGGCAACCUUCACCAAGCGGAUCCAAAGUUUUUUCAUGACUCUGAUGGGCUUUAACCAUCCGCACAUGGAACGCCUGCAGAUUGCCCUACAACAGCAGGUGCAGGUCUUAGCCUCCGGGAUGAUGGAUCUCAUGACGAAGCACAGUGCCUUUCUGUCCCUUCGUUCGGCCAUGAGGGAAGGUAAGUUGUGGGAACGCUUCCGGCAACGCCAUGAAAGCUUGUUCCAACGAGGACAAGAGCUGAAGGACUGCGAAGCAGCCCUCCAUGAGGAGCAGCAGAAGACCGAGAGCCUCAAGGCAUCUGUGACCUCCGUGCAGCAAGUGCUGGAACGAAGUGAUCACGUCAGCAGCAGGGCCGCUGCGCAGGCUAGCCUCUCCGCGAGCUUUCAGCGAUGGCAACGCUUUGCGAGCAACCGGCUGCACAGCCGGAGAGCGGCUUCGUGCGCACAGCAGAUGCAUUGGCCAUGCCGGCAGGCCUUUCAGUUGCAGGCCGCCUUCUUCCAGUGGCACCGCGCCCGCAGCUGCGCAGAUCGCUGGGCCUUGAAGGAGCUGCGGGCGAUGGCAGCGACGGCGGGUGAGGUCACAACAACUGGGCGCCUGGUGGAAGUGGAGAAGGUCAAAGCGUAUCUGCACAGUGCAGAAGCGAGAUCAUCAGAAGUGAAGAUGGCUGCUGCUUUCCUCGCUUGGCGUUUCUCCGUGGCAAGGUCUCGGAACAGAAGCUGGCAGGAACACAGCGAAGACAUGUGCCAAAGCAUGCGCAGCAACAUUCGCCAAAAGAAUUUGAAGUUUUGGUCGCGCCUCAAUGACGCAAACGGAAGACUUGCCUUGAAGGUUGCCCUGAUGCGCUGGAGAGCAGGCUGUGCCUAUUCCGCUGCGGAACGCUGGAGUUCCGAAGCGAAGUUGAAAGUGGCCAUGUGCAGCUGCCAGGUCCUGCGGAGACGGAAAGAAGUGGGACGUGCUCAACUUUGCUUGGCAUAUUGGAACAAGUGGACAGCCCUGUGCAAGGUCAAUCGACCAGAACAGCGGUUUUCGCGUCACGAUCCAGACACUUGUCACGAUCUUCAUUUUCAUUCACGCGCGCCGCGUGACGACCAAGGCGAUCGCAUUCAGCUGCGGGUGGAGCGCACGUUCGAACCCGCUCAGUCAUCUUGGCGGCACAACUAUGAAGCGCACGAAGCGCAGGUAGCAGUUUCGGAGACAGCGCAGUUGGCCUCCAAUUUUGCGACUUUUCACCAGGACCAGGUUAUGAAGCAUUGGUCGCUGGCCAGUCAGGCUUCGCAGUCUGAGGAAGGCUAUUUGAAACUCCGCGACUUCCACCGCGAGCUGCGGCGCCGCGAACGUCUGCACCCGCGUGGUGCAGUACCGCAUGUCACGCCAGACCGCUUCAUGUUGAGCGCAGCCAUGGGAUGCUAUGAAAAGGCCAAGAAGUGGCAACACGUCAUUCAGCUUCUCCACCAGGGGCGCCAAGGCAAGGUGGUACCGGAUUCUGUGAUGUACACGCUUGGGAUCCGUGCUUGUGAAACGGGUCGGCAAUGGCAAGUGGAGCUGAUGCUCUGCCGUUCAGCUCUACGAGACGAUCAAGCAAACGCCCCUGGAAUCACCCACUUGGAUGAGAAGAUCUGUAGUGUCCGGACUUCUUAUGUCCUGACUGAAGGCUUGAAACUGGUGUUGCUUUACUUCUCAGCACGCUGGUGCGGGGCAUGCAUCGAAUUUGACAAUGUCAUCCGAGAUGUGCAGAGUGCGCUGAAGCCAUUCGCUGAAAGCGCUGACAUCGAGUUCGUAUGGAUCUCGUGUGAUCUGUCGGAGGAGUCCUACAAGACGCAUUUGAAACGUUUAGGGAGCUUCCUGGGAGCAAGUUGGUCGCCCAAGCGAUUGCAAGAAGCCAUAGCGCGAUGGGAUUUGAAAGCCAUGCCUUGUCUCCUGGUGAUGGAUGCACAAGAUGGUCGAAUCGUAACCUCCCACGCCCGAAGGGAUGUGGAGGAUGCCUAUGAUGACGAAAUUCGCGGCGGUGGAAAGGGCUACUUGGGAUUGAUCUUGCACUGGUUGGAGCUUCUCGAUGAGCAACGCGCCGCGUUGGACGACGGUCUCCCUAUGCGCAGCGAGGACAGCAGCGACGACGGCAACGGCGAGGAUGGCGAGAGCCAGGGCAGCGAAGAGGAGCUGGGACCGCUGGAGGCCCUGGCCUUGUAUCUGAAGACUGCAGCAGAUGCCAUUUCCUGUGCCGCUAUGCUCAGUGUUUGCGAGAUUUGUCAGAAGUGGGAGUGGGCCCUGCACCUUCUAAAGCAGGUGCAAACCUCUCUACAGCUGGAUGUCACUGCCCACAGCGCUGCCAUCAGCGCAUGUGCCGCCAGCGGCCGGUGGAGAUGGGCCCUGCACUUGUUUGGAGAAAUGUGUCGUGCUGGACCGGCUCUGAAAGCCAGUUUCAUGGCCAUGUCCACCAAGGAAAUGAUCUUCCAAGCUCGGGACGAUGCGAAAGCAACAGUUGAAGCUGGAUACCCAGCUGUGGAGCUGAGACAUCUUCAAGUGCGGCCUAGGCUCAACCUCAAGAGCUAUACCUUGGCGUUGCGUGCCUGCGCGAAAGGGGCUCUUUGGCGCUCAGCCUUGGGCUUGCUACGAGAGGCCGCGGAAGGUCAGGUUGCUUUGGAUGCCACUGCCUAUGCUGCCAGCGUGGACGCUUGUGAAAGCUGUUCUUUGGAGGUCCCAGAUUUGUUGGCUGCGCUGACGGCCAGCAGCGUCAUCUCUUUGGGUGCCUCAAGUCGCAGCAUCCGCAAGAAAGAGAUCUGGGUACAGCGCGGUUUGAGGGUUUCAACUCAUGUUUGGUCAGUAAAUCUCAUCGAAGUCAAAGGGGCGAUUUCUGGAUUUCCAUACUGUUGGAGAAAUACAGAGGGGUCUAGAGAUACUUUGGGUUGGCCAAAUACAGAUACUGGCAUGCAAAUAGAUAUACAUAGGCGAUGGAGAGAGAAAGAGAGAGAGAGAGAGAGAAAGAGAGAGAGAGAGAGUCUUAGAGAAAGGGCAAUAUGGAUCAACAAGAGAUUGACAAAGUAG